Molecule: messenger RNA, 769 nt
Organism: Morone saxatilis (striped sea-bass)
Lineage: Eukaryota; Metazoa; Chordata; Actinopteri; Moronidae
Gene: mmadhcb
Product: metabolism of cobalamin associated Db
Biological process (GO): cobalamin metabolic process
Cellular component (GO): mitochondrion
Source: RefSeq, a predicted model, not a curated record
GAGAAAGUUGAUCCAGCCUCCUCUCAGAAUGUCAAUACAGCUGAACACUACUUUGACAACUCCACCGUGGAGUGUGCUAUACAGUCCUGCCCUGAACUACUAAAAAAAGAUUUUCAGUCCAUGUUUCCUGAGGCUCCAUCUUCUGGUAUGAUGGUGGUCACAGUUACCCAAAAGACCCAGAAUGAUAUGAUGUCAUGGUCUGCUGAUGUGGAACAGGAGAGAGAAAAGAUGCUUGACAAGUUUGUUGAUGGCGCGAAGGAGAUCUGCUACUCCCUGCAGAGAGAAGGAUUCUGGGCUGACUUUAUUGAUCCGUCCUCAGGCCUUGCGUUUUUUGGCUCAUACACCAACAACACACUGUUUGAGACAGAUGACAGGUACCGUCACCUGGGCUUUCAGAUUGAGGACCUGGGCUGCUGCAGAGUGAUCCGGCACUCUUUGUGGGGGACACGUGCUUUUGUGGGGACUAUAUUUACCAACGCACCAACCAGCAGCCUUGUCAUGAAGAAGUUGCAGGGGAGCUAAAUACAAGCUCAGAGACACUGGGUUGGCAUUAAAACUGUUAACAUAUAUGAUUUGGUGAUGAUAUUUUUGCCUGAAGUUUCAUCAUUUUAACAAAGUUUUGUAAGAGCAUCAACUGACUCAUCCUGCUUUUACUUUUGCAACAUAUAUGUAUAAAUAUUAGUUGAUAUUGAUAUAUGUAUAUUUAUAGAUUCCAAACCAACACGCUGAAAUGCAUUACAAUAAAGUGUUUCUUGACUCAACUAAAAAA